AGAGGAAGAGUUCUCGCCCAAUCGGCGCUCACUUACCGUCAAUUUUUCUUCUGUGGAAUAGAAACAGAAAAGAAGAUUUUAAGAAAGAAAAGAAAUGCUGCGCCGUCUCUCAAACCGCUCCACGUCCUUCGUGACCGGCGCCGCCGUGCAGUCGCGCCACACCACCAUUCUCUCCGUCCGCAAAGGCAACAAGGUGAUUCUCAUUGGUGACCGCCAGGUGACGCUGGGGGAGCGCAUUGUGGCCAAGAGCAGCGCCUGCAAGCUGCGCAAGCUGAGCGACAACGUCGUCAUCGGCUUUGCCGGCAGCACGGCGGACGCCUUCGCGCUCAUGGAGAAGUUAGAGAACAAACUCAACGACUUUCCGGGUCAGCUUUCCCGUGCGGCGGUUGAACUGGCGAAGGACUGGCGUACCGACCGCGCGCUGCGUCGUCUGGAGGCGUCGCUUAUCGUGUGCAGCAAGGAGGAGACGCUUGAGAUCGAUGGGCAGGGCAACGUUAUCACACCCGAGGAGGACGGCAUCAUCGCCAUCGGCUCCGGCGGCACGUACGCGAAGGCAGCUGCGCGUGCGCUGAUUGAUAUCGAGGACUACGACGCGGAACGUAUUGCGCGCAAGGCGAUGAAGAUCGCGACGGAUAUCGACGUCUUCAGCAACAGCAACUGGGACGUGGAGAUGCUAACGCGCGACGAGGACGUCGUGAAAAAGGAGGAAGACGCGAAGACGUCCUCUCAGACAGCGACAGAGGAGAAGAAGGAGUAG
Messenger RNA from Leptomonas pyrrhocoris, 757 nucleotides. Its product is annotated as putative mitochondrial hs1vu complex proteolytic subunit-like, threonine peptidase, Clan T(1), family T1B. Bases 95 to 757 code for a protein of 220 amino acids. Gene Ontology annotation, cellular component: HslUV protease complex; proteasome core complex. The record is from RefSeq and is a predicted model, not a curated record. Gene Ontology annotation, molecular function: threonine-type endopeptidase activity. The transcript has a single exon. Lineage: Eukaryota; Euglenozoa; Kinetoplastea; Trypanosomatida; Trypanosomatidae.